AUGGCCCCCAAGUCAGACAACGUUACCCUCGGCCCCCAGGCCCGAGAGGGAGAGCUCGUUUUCGGCGUUGCCCGAAUCUUUGCAUCCUUCAACGAUACUUUCGUCCACAUCACCGAUCUGACCGGCCGAGAGACCAUCUCUCGAGUCACCGGCGGUAUGAAGGUCAAGGCUGACCGAGACGAGAACACCCCCUACGCCGCCAUGCUGGCUGCCCAGGAUGCCGUCGAGAAGGCUAAGGAGGUUGGUAUCAACGCUCUGCACAUCCGAAUCCGAGCCACCGGAGGUACUUCCACCAAGACCCCCGGCCCCGGCUGCCAGUCUGCCGUCCGAGCUCUUGCCCGAGCCGGUAUGCGAAUUGGUCGAAUCGAGGACGUGACCCCCGUUCCCUCCGACUCUACCCGACGAAAGGGUGGUCGACGAGGUCGACGACUGUAA
This is a messenger RNA of Yarrowia lipolytica CLIB122, 435 nucleotides long. RefSeq names its product 40S ribosomal protein uS11. The record is from RefSeq and is a predicted model, not a curated record. Gene Ontology annotation, cellular component: ribosome; cytosolic small ribosomal subunit. Gene Ontology annotation, molecular function: structural constituent of ribosome. Lineage: Eukaryota; Fungi; Ascomycota; Dipodascomycetes; Dipodascales. Gene Ontology annotation, biological process: translation; ribosomal small subunit assembly.